This is a messenger RNA of Chara braunii, 1232 nucleotides long. NCBI's taxonomy places the organism in Eukaryota, Viridiplantae, Streptophyta, Charophyceae, Charales, Characeae. The record is from the annotation of a GenBank genome assembly.
CGAGCAAGUCGGGAGAGAUUUGUUUAUUGAUGGGCUUCGCAGCCGAACGAUAAGGGCGAAGCUGCGAAAGCAGUUCUCCCCCAUCAAUCAUACGCUGCAACAGAUCAUGGCAGCUGCAGAGGAGAUGAAACGAAAGUUCACGGCGAACUUCCUGGAAGGAGAAGACUAUCCUAAGGAAGGGGAUUCGUCCGAACUCGCAAGGGCAAGAGUUGAGUUGACCGCGUUGCAGAACAAGUUCGAGAAUAUGGGAUUUGUGUCUGGCCCGGAGAACAAAAAGGAACAGCGAGAGCAUAACGCUCGGCUAGAGGCUAUGAUGAGGAACAUGCGGCCCAUCGCGGCGUGGAGAACGGGAGUGGAGGGAGAUCUACUCGGAUUCCUCUUCGGAUCGGUGCGGCCCGACCAUCGCCAACUGAUCGUGCAAGAGCUAACGGUCCCCCUUGCGCAGCUGGACGACGAUCUCCCGCUUGAGAUCGUCUCGCAGAGCGACGACAACCCAGUCCCGCACGUCCUCCCACGGACGUUGACACCAUAUCUUCAGUGGUCGGCGUGCUUGGAGGAGCCAGGAAGCGGCCGCAACCCACCGUCACGGAGCGGUUAUCUAGACCCGCACGAAAUGGUCGAUCUCGCCUUCUUUCAAGAUCGGACGGCUUCUGAGAACGAGGAGGUAGAGAUUGAAGAAGAAGAGGAAAGCUCGGAAGAAGAAGAAGAGGCUGAAGAAGAGGACGCAGAGGAAGAGACUCCAGAAGAAGGGAGUUACGGUGAGCAUAGCGAAGGGGAACAAAGCCCGGGGGAGGAGGAGGAAGAAGAGGAUCAGGAGGAGCUAGAAGAGUCAGAAUGGGAAGGAUUUGAGGAGGGAGUGCGCGAGGAGGCUCGAGCGCAGGCCCAAACGCAGAAGAGGGAGGAGAUCGCGGCCGGAAAGCGACAACUGGAGUUUGCCAGCGCAGUGGGUCCGCCGACCAUCGACGAUCCAGGGCGAGAUCCGGAGCCGCCCAAGCCUGAACAUGGGGACCCAGCUGCGGAGACUUCGGCCGCACCGGCAAGGCGGCGACGAAGCCAAUCCCCCUCCCCCUCCACCUCAUCCCAUCCCCCAAUUCGUCCACGUACCGAUGCAGGGCAUCGGGCUUCGUCCCCGGUCAUUAUCCCGCCGUCCCCUUGACCACCUCUCUUUUUGCCAGAUUACCACUUGCGUUACCUUCCCCAACAAUCCCUUCCCCAUCGAUACCUUCCGCUUC